AUGUCAUUAUCAUCUUCAGUUCAAGAGAAAUCUCUAGACGAGUUUAGCUUUUUGAUUUUCUCCCAUGUCACGUCGAAGCACAGUGGUGAUUAUACCUGUGUCGCCAGCAACACGGCUGCCGAAGUCAACCACACGGCGAGACUCGCUGUUAAAGUUGCACCGUCUUGGGUAUACGAGCCUCAAGAUGUCUCCGCGCUAUUGGGCACCCAGAUACUAAUAAACUGCGCCACGAAAGGCUAUCCGGAGCCGAGGGUUACCUGGUUGAAAGGCCACGGGACCGGAGCGACAGAUUUUCGUCCAGUCUCCAGUCUCGAUCUUCAGUUCUCGAUUUUGUUCAACGGGUCCCUGGGCAUCGCCGCGGCCGCGCACCACCACGAGGGACAGUACAUGUGCUCCUCCACUAACGGCAUCGGAAGGGGCCUCAGCAAAAUUAUCACGAUUUCAAUCAACGAGCCUGCUCAUUUUGAGUUUUCCUCACGUAACAUGACGGUGAAACGUACAACACAGACAACUCUACAUUGCGACGCAAGAGGCGACUCUCCUAUACAGCUGCAAUGGACGCACAACAUGAAAAGAGUGGACCUUACUACUUACCGGGUAUCCGUAUCAGAAAAGAGAUCAGAAAGCGGUGUCAGUUCACAGCUUACAAUAGCUCACGCUGAACGUCAUGAUUCAGGAGUAUACAGAUGUCGAGCUGAGAACGCUUAUGGGAGAGAUGAACUAUUGAUAUACUUGGCUGUUCAAGAACUUCCCGAGGCUCCACUGGGUUUGCACGUAGCCAAAAGAUCAGGUCGUGGAGCCACCCUAGCCUGGCGUCGCGGCUACGACGGUAACGCUAAGCUCCGGAACUAUCGACUCCAAUACCGGGUGGUUGGUGAGAACACGCGCGCGGACAACGCUGACUGGAUCGAUGCUCCCGCUCGGGAUAUUCCCUUGGAUAAAGUUGUUGAAAGGCAACAUCCCGCGAAGCUUGAUACUGAAAUUUUUCUCGAGUACCAACUCGAAGGACUUCGUCCCGCUACGGCGUACGCUCUGAGACUUGCUGCAGUUAACGACAUCGGGGAUAGCGAUUAUUCCGAAUCUGUCAUUGUCCAAACUUUGGAAGAAGCACCAUCUGAGCCUCCACACAACGUACAAGUCCAAGCCUCAUCACCUGGCGAAUUGAUUGUAAAAUGGCAGGCUCCGCCUCAAGAAACCUGGAACGGUGAGCUGGUCGGGUACGUGAUCACUUGGCGAGACGCUACCUCUAUCGGCGUCGAGAAUAUGACCCAAGCGCUGACUGUGUCGGGAUGGGGCGUUUCCCACAUUGUGGUAUCUUCGUUGCGCGCGCACACGCAUUAUGAGGUGCGUGUGCGAGCGUUCAAUGCAAUCGGCCCAGGACCAGCUUCUGUACCAAUAACAGCCACCACUCUUGAAGGAGCCCCAGAAGCACCUCCGGUACGAGUCCGCUGCGAACCGAUCUCAGCGCAGUCGAUACGCGUGUGGUGGGAACCUCCGCCUCUGGACUCGAGAGGAGGGGUCCUUCUAGGCUACGAACUGAUUUACGAGGCAGUAGACGAUCUUGAUAGCCAAGUUGAGACUCGUCGUUCUGGAAGUCUAGAGACGGUGCUACAAUCGUUGCGGCGGGCUGCCAAUUACAGCGUCUCGAUCAGGGCGAGGACCACGGCAGGGGCCGGACCUCCUUCUGAACCGGUUUACUGCAGUACUCUUGAAGACGUUCCCGGCUCUCCGGCCGAUAUAAAGGCGUUGGCUAAUUCAGAAGACACGGUGAUAGUCAGCUGGCUGGCUCCCGCCCAGAAAAAUGGCAAGAUAAAGCACUAUACUAUCUAUAAUCGUCCGCAAAGAACAGGUCAGCACUCUCAGUUGAUGGUGCUGCACAGAGACGAAGAAGAUGAAUACCAAGUGGAAGUCAGAGGCCUGCAAGAGCACCAGGUUUAUGAGUUUUGGGUGACCGCUGCCACUGCCACGGGAGAGGGAGAGAUGAGUGCUAUUGUGGCCACGAAACCUAAUCCAAGAGCCCCGGCCAAGGUUACGUCUUUCGGACGUAGGUUGAAGUUCCCAGUGGGGCGGAGAGCGCGCGUGGCGUGUGGCGCGGCGGGCAGCCCUACCCCGCAGCGGGCGUGGUCGCGGCGAACUCCCUCCGCGCCCAUACUCCAGGAUCCACGAUUUCUCGUGGACGGCCAUCAUCUUGUGAUACUGAAUAUGGAUCGGUUGAUAUCAGACAACUAUACUUGCACAGUCAGAAACCCUUGGGGCGAAGAAAGGAGCACUUGGGAGAUUAAGGCACUGACAGAACCAGCGCGACCGGUGCUAAGGCUCGCGACAUCUGCGCCGUCUAGGCUGCAUCUUGUAUGGGAACCUCCACACAACGGAGGAUCUAGUUUGCAUGGCUACACGCUGGAAUACGCUCGUCUGAAGGACAGUUCCUGGAUGUCAAUUUACUUGCCGGCCGACAGCCGAGCGCACUCGCUGGAGAGACUGUCCUGUGGAACUGUGUAUAAGAUCCGACUAACAGCUCAUAACGCGAUCGGAGCCUCUCCACCAAGCGAGGACUUGAACGUGUCUACCAAAGGUGGACCUUCUAAAGCUCCAGCAGAGAAAGACCUCGUCGCUGCGAACAGCACCUGUGUUCGUCUGAACCUUCUCACGUGGAACAGUAACGGGUGUCCCCUUCUCCAAUUCACGAUAUCCAUCAAGAGCUUCGAGGAUUCCUCGUGGAUGACAAGCAGCGUCUCCCCCGUCCAGCCGUUUGCCGUGUGCCGACUGACUGUCGCCUCCUGGUACCAUUUGAAGGUGGUGGCUAACAGUGCCGCGGGCGUCACUACUGCCAACUAUUACUUUUCAACCCUCACGGAUAACGGAGAACGGAUACCGGCUCCGGCCCACUUCCCUCCUGGUGGAGGAGACGACGGCGAGGAGCGCGCCACCGCCACCCUGGCCGCCACCGCAGUGGGAUCCGUCAUAGUUCUGUUGCUACUGGCAGCGUUCAUUUAUAAAAGAAGCCCGUUAGUCGCCUGCUUUAGAAAGAGUUACGAGCAAGGCGAUAUAUCGGAGGAAGAGGAGAAGUCAGUAGAGAAGAGAGACAACCAUCGUAACUGCCAACAAGUGUACACUUCCUCCCCGAUCAAACAUCCCGUUACCAAGAAAGAGCAGCAAGAAAUGUACGAGAUAAGCCCGUACGCGACGUUCAGUAUGUCGGGCGGUGCGGAGAGUGCGGGGGACGAGGGGGCGGCGGCCGGGGGCGCGGUCGGGGUGGGGGUGGGGGGCGCGGGCGCCACGCUGCGUACCUUCGGCCGACCGGAGCCCGCUCCGCUGCAGGCCGCUCCUUUUCGACACAAACACCGGGACCCUGUUAAUCCAGAUGAAUACACGCUGUCCCGCGCCAUGACGCUGAUGGUGCGACGCUCGGAGUCGGACUCUGACUCGAGCGGGUCGCCGUGCGCGGAGUGCACCUCCAGCGUGUCCUACAGAAUGCCCAUGGCCGCGACGAAAGCCAAGGCAAAAAUAGAGAACAGGACGUGUAAGGACUUUUUUGGGAUGGAAGGAUUACUGACUCGGGUGCGGAGUGCACUGGCGAGCCGCGACACCCGCGCCCGCACGACAAGCGCCGACGGCAGCGACGACACCACACGCCCACGUCUUCAAGGUACCAGCAACGUCAGGAGCAGGAACGAAGGGAUUUCACAAUACAUGUAUAAGGACAAUAAAGACUGCUACAAGCAAAUUAAAAAAAAAUACGAGUAAUUAGGUACUAUUGGUAUUGUUAGUUAAAAAUAAUUUGUUAUGGGUAAGCAGUCCUUGUUCACAAACUUAAACAACGCACGAUCGAUUGUUGACUAGUUUUUUUUAUCACUGAAUUAAAAAAUAGUCGCACUUAUUUCAUUUAUUUUACUG
Bombyx mandarina (wild silkworm) is the source of this 3894-nucleotide messenger RNA. RefSeq names its product cell adhesion molecule Dscam2. Gene Ontology annotation, biological process: cell-cell adhesion. Gene Ontology annotation, molecular function: protein binding. Lineage: Eukaryota; Metazoa; Arthropoda; Insecta; Lepidoptera; Bombycidae. The record is from RefSeq and is a predicted model, not a curated record.